UAAUAUCCGGCCUAAUGCCCCUGGCUGACCGAACUGACAAAGUGGGAACGUCGGAGGAAGUCGGGGUGAGUCACCGGGGGGCGGGGCUUGGCAGACCUGGUCAUGACACAGCACUAGUUUGACUGACACAGCCGUCAGACGACAAGGAAGAUAGAUUUCUGUCAGCAGUAUAUACCGCCAAGAAAAUUACUUUCAAGUUUUCUGUCAUAACACGGCACUAGUUUGACUGACACAGGCGUCAGACGACAAGGAAGAUUUCUGUCAGCAGUCUACACCGUACCUCUCGGCACGUUUUCUGUCAACUGUGUCAUUUGUGACAGUUUAACGCUUGUUAGAGUGAGAGAGUGACUAAUAGGGGACAACAGUAUCAAAUCAUACCGGGUAUGGAGCCAGGUAUUCUUCGUACAGCGACGUUUAGUGUGUUUUGUUUCGUCACUUUUCUCACAAGUCUUGAACCAACCAAAGCACAGGAUCCGGGAUGUCAGAAGAUCCGAAUUUCCGGUUCCACGCGUCUACAGACCCACCUUAUGACGACAUACACCAUCACAGAUCAGUUUACCGAGGGCCGCCCUGUAUAUACCAGUGACACAACAGAUGAUCGUAUUUUUUACGUAUCCAGCUCAUAUCCUAAAUAUGUCCCAACCUGGUUCGUGGGUCCCUACCCAACCCCUGGAAACAACGGACUGUACGUGGAAGACACAAGUUUGUCUGCAAAUAACAUCAAAGGAACGUUCAACAUUUGGGACCCUGACACAAGAGAGUGGAAAGAGGCGCCGUAUGUGCAGAUAAGUUGUGCAGAUCCAGGCUACCUCGGCUGUUUUAACCGCGAUUUUAUCGUCAUGAAACAACAGAUACUGAUGGAUUCGGACAUUACCGUAGAUUCGUGUAUAGAAAGGUGCAGGAACUAUGGCAAAAGCAUCGCUGGUAUCAACGAACAGAUCUGUUUAUGUGGCUCCGGUGUCAACCACCACAGUCAUUCGUCGUCAUUUUGUUCUACUCAGUGUGGAGGAAACAACGAUCAAACAUGUGGGGGGUCAGGAAGAGCUGACGUUUACCAAACAUGGGUUGGUGUGUGUGGAUACGAGCAAACAAACGGAGCCAUCUACUCACCAAGGUAUCCCGGGACGUACCCAAACUACGACAACUGUACCUGGGAGAUCAACUUUGACUCAGACAAGGUCAUCAAGUUCUACUACAACGUGUGGGACGUCCCAGCCGGGGACAUACUGGUCAUCACGGACAAGUCUGGACAAACCAGGACACUGGGACCGGGCUUCGACACAAGUUGGACCAAUGAAGCCAUGGUCAACUUUUUAUCAGACAACGACAGACGUGGGAAUGGGAAAUUUGCUAUCCAGUAUGAAGCUGUAGACCACUGUGGAGGCAUUGCUGCUACAGGAGGUAUCCUACUGAUAUCUCCUUCACACGGAGGUAACUUCGCCGUUGGACAGAAGGUCACCAUACGAUGUAAGGACGGGACAGAGACCGUGGUGGAGUGUCUACAGGACAAGGUCUUCAACGCAUCGGGGCCGUAUUGUGCAGGUUCUACUGAAGGCGGAAUGACCACGGCCAGUAUGGGUACCGCCGCAGAUGGGGACCAGGCAAAAGGUACCUCCAUGACGGUGAUUGUCGUUGUGUCUGUUCUCGCUGUGCUAGUACUUCUUGCCGUGCUGUGUAUUGUUCUGUACUUCGUCAUCAAGAAAAGAAAAGCUAAGUCGACCAAGAGAAAGGGUCCAACCUAUCCCAGAAUCCACCUGGACAGCUCCGUCGUCAUCUCCUCACCAACACCUUACGUCAUCCCAAAUGCUGACGUCAGUCCUGACGUCACCCUCACCUCCGAAAACGUCACGUUUGUUCCAAAGAAGGCAACGGAGCCGGAACAGGACGAGCAUGCGCACUACGAAGAGACAGAGGUCGGACUGUUGGAGAACAGUGAUGACGUCACGGACAGGGAGGAGGAGCUACGUCAGCUGUACGCUCAGCCAAUGAAAAAGAAGAACGGCCAGCAGCAGGGCGAAUCUCCGUAUCAUAAUGACCCCCCGCGAAACGAGGACCAGGACUUUGUGGAAAACGAUCUCUACGGAUUUGACCACGGCGGAGAAGCCGAUAAUGGGGCGCCUUCUAGCGGCCAACCGUAUAUCGACAACAACCUAUACGGAUACAGCUAGACAAGUUUAGUCCUAGAAGAUUAGGCAGCAGAUCAGACACAAUUGCCGUGCGUUAGAUAACAACACUAAAUACUAUGAUACUUGACUAAAAACAAUGCUACAUACUGUAAAGUAGCAAAAGUACAGAUGGGUAGUGAUGUACUUAAAAAACAACAGUGUUAGCUAGCGUCCGUCUUUCUGUCAUUUGACUAAUGACAAAAAUGUUGCCCAAUCCGGCAUCUUUGACAGACAAAAGUCGGUGUGUAAAGAUAUGAAAAGAGAUGUCAUUAAAGUAAGCUCAAUCGCAGAAUAUUCUACUAACUGCUGGGCUCAGUCUACAAGCAGAAUUUGCCCCUCAAAAUGCAGGAAAUAGUGUUUCAAAAUCUUCCUGGAUCCCCGUAUUAUUGUAUGGAAAAGACCUUAUAGAAAUGAUGUACGAUAGAAAACGCUGGAAACUGAACUAUGCCAAUGCUUCAACUCUCAAGUAUGAUUAUGUAUGUAUAUAUCAAAAUGUAAAAUAUUGGACUAUAUAGCAUUCUAAGUAGCAGACUAAGUAUUCUAU
This is a messenger RNA of Branchiostoma belcheri (Belcher's lancelet), 2709 nucleotides long. RefSeq lists its product as uncharacterized. Lineage: Eukaryota; Metazoa; Chordata; Leptocardii; Amphioxiformes; Branchiostomatidae. The record is from RefSeq and is a predicted model, not a curated record. Gene Ontology annotation, cellular component: plasma membrane. The transcript has 8 exons. Bases 384 to 2168 code for a protein of 594 amino acids.